Fusarium keratoplasticum is the source of this 450-nucleotide messenger RNA. RefSeq lists its product as uncharacterized. Lineage: Eukaryota; Fungi; Ascomycota; Sordariomycetes; Hypocreales; Nectriaceae. The coding region runs from base 1 to 450 and encodes 149 amino acids. The transcript has 2 exons. The record is from RefSeq and is a predicted model, not a curated record.
AUGUCGUUACUUCAAGCGCCUCGAAGACAGCUCUUGGAACGCCUCCCUCGAGCUUGCGCGAUCAGUACCGAAUGUCAUUUCCAGCAACACCUCCAGCACCAACUUCAAUCGCCCUCGACACCCCGACGCCUCUUGUCAACGACUAUCACACGGUCGUAUGCCUCUCGCCGUCGCUCACCGGACAAUGAGACUAUCCAGCGCGUCAAGCGGCUGCAAGAGGCCAAGUUGGCAAAGGACCAGUCGCUCCAAGGCAUAAACAAGGCCGAGAAAGAGAAGGAGUAUAAGAAGCGGUACAAUUCGGCGGCGAGGAAGUGGACGGCGUCCAUAAUUGCGCUGCCGAUCUUGCUGGUGACGAGCUACUACUUGUUUGACCGAUUGGUUAAGGGGAAUAAGCAGAAGGAGAUGCCAAAGCAACCAGCCGCGUUGGGAGGAUUGCCAGAGCCACGGUGA